Messenger RNA from Daucus carota subsp. sativus, 3588 nucleotides. Its product is annotated as serine hydroxymethyltransferase 3, chloroplastic-like. NCBI's taxonomy places the organism in Eukaryota, Viridiplantae, Streptophyta, Magnoliopsida, Apiales, Apiaceae. Bases 2332 to 2790 code for a protein of 152 amino acids. The transcript has 6 exons. Gene Ontology annotation, molecular function: pyridoxal phosphate binding; glycine hydroxymethyltransferase activity; cobalt ion binding. The record is from RefSeq and is a predicted model, not a curated record. Gene Ontology annotation, cellular component: cytoplasm. Gene Ontology annotation, biological process: tetrahydrofolate interconversion; folic acid metabolic process; L-serine catabolic process.
ACUGAUUUUAGAAAUGUGUGCCAGACCAAGAUCAAGGAGCCAUAUAAUUUUCAAAAAAAAAAAAAGAUCAAGGAGCCAUAUAUAUACUUGCCGGUAUAUUCAUGUUAUUCAUUGACCAUUCAGGAUAUGGAUCUUUUUAUGAUCCGACCCGGCGGUUCCUACAGCAGCAUUCCUCACGUAGCACGGACAAAAGGAGGUUAUACAACCACGACUUUUGUUUAAGAUGUAUUACGGGAACAUAUCUUUCUUGCAAACCGCGGAGUGUGGGAGACUGAGCACCAGUGAAAAGAAAUGAAUUUAGCGGUUAUAUCCUACACAAACCGCUGUUUCCGAGAAAACUACCCUCCUUUCUUACCCCUCAAUUCCGCACUUGCAGAUUCAUUCUUGGUGAAUCGGCUUUGCAGAUUUUUGUUUGCCUCUGUUCUUGAUCAUGGCCGUGAUUUGCAGGUUAUACGUUUUCUAAUUCUAAGAUGUUAAUUUCUCCGGGUUCUAUUUGUGUUUCUCGAGGGUGUGAUGCUGCACUGGCUAAGAAUAAUGAAAGGGCACUUACUGGUGGUGGGUAUGGUCAAUGGGGGGCCUCUUGAUCAGCAAAGGCUUAUGGGUACGAUCAAGCCUAUUGAUGGAAGGGGAGGUCAUCCUUGUGGUUUCUAUGAAGAAGCUUAACAAGGAUGGAUUUCGGGUUUGUCUUGCAUAGUUGCACUACAUAUUUUUUUAACUAUUAAAUUAUUUUAUUUUGUUUUUCAUAUCGGUGGCAGCCAUCUGUUAAGAAGCUUAACAAUGAUGGAUUUCAGGUUUGUCUUGCACAGUUGCACUGCAUAUUGAUCUCUGUAUCGAGGAUAGUUUACACAAAUAUAUAAGAAUGCCAUAGAUAGUUUUUUUUUUUUUUUUUGUGCCACAGAUAGUGUUGGUUUUAAAUAUGAAAAAAAUGUGGAAACAUCUCUUUACGUGCUUUAGGCCUUCAUUUAUUAUCAUUUCUACACAUUGUAUAUAAGCAGUAGAUUCCAAUCAUUUGCAGUCUUUAGUUUUAUUAAGUUUAUAUUGAACUCAAUUAUAAGAAGUUUCAUGAAAUUUUGCCUUUUACCCCACUUUACUUCUCCACAGAACCAUGGGUCAAAUUGUGCAACUUCCACAGGUCAUCCUUCUUUCUCUGUCAAUUUCACUUUUGGCAUUAACGUGACUGCACCCCAGGUUCCUACCCUCCCGUCAGUAGUUUCUUCGUUGUCAAAGGCAAAUGCAAGCUUUAUUCCAACAAUGCUUUUAACAAUGACGAAGCCCUUAUUGCUGAAGCAGUUAGGAUCUUGAAUGAGGGCCGCUUUUAAAAUUAAUCAAAAAGAUGGAAAUUGAUAGGGAAAGAAUUUUGGGAUGGAGUCCCUGUCAAAAAUAUUCUGGAAUAUGCUGUAUUAGGUUCCCUCUCUGAACUGUUAUACAAAUGGAAUCAAAUUGUUUGCAAGAGAGGAAACUUGGAAAAUUCAGAGCCUUCUGAAACUAGGAAGCAGAGCAAGAAAACAGAGACCCAGUCAUUGUCCUCAUGGUAGUUGAGCAUGUUCUGCUGGAAAUGGCAUUGCUUGAGAAAUAGAAAAUGAUGAAAGGAUACAUGAGAUCCUUCUUUCCUGAUUUCCUUUUGGUUUUGCAUGUCAAGUAGCAUUUACACAGCAAUAUCAUCUGUUAUUAGCUUUCUCUUAAAUGUUUUAGAUGUGCUUAUAAGUUUUAUCCUCUAUUUUUGGUUUUUGAAUACGAUGAGCUUUUGAUCAUUAUUGCAAUUGUUAUCCGAUUGAUUCAUUACAUUCCUUCUUUACCUAUUUAAGUUUUUGUUUUGCAGAAUCAUGAAACUGGGACAAAGAGAAGUUACAGAGAACUGUUGAAAAGCGGUGUAGGAAUUAUUAAAAUACAAACUCAUGGGUGGGAACGGGUACCAAAUCUAAUCAUUUGCAUCAAAUUCGAGAGUGAAGCAGUAUGCAAAAAUUUCUUUUCAGGUUUACUUUUCUUUCUUUCCUCAUUCUAUUAUUUCAAUCAAUAUAUUCAUAAUUUCUGCAUACACUAUAUUUUUUGAUUAUAAAUUGUCCCUUCUCUGACCUUUUAUAUAUAUUCUGGCUAUUUUGGUCUUCAUCACACGGUAUCAUUUUCAGUUUGUCUUCCUAUACGUUUGCACACAAUUAAUGAUUUUAAGAAGAUGUUCUUGAUUACUGCUUGAGGUAUUUUGGUCAGACAUGGUGUUGUUCUCUAUUGUCUUAUCAUUAAUGCUCUUAUUGUAGCUUUUAACCUCUGAUUGGACACAUUUGAUAUUCCAGGUUCGCAUAGAUUCCAAUCACAACUCUUGAAGUGAACAGCAAAAUGAAAUGGGUGGUUUCUAACUGUAGAGGUCUUGCUUCUAAACUGAUUGGUCAAGGAUAUGAAUUGGUUUCUGAUGGGAGUGAUCAUCACUUGGUCCUUGUGAAUCUCUGGCCAUUCAAUGUCAAUGGUGCUCAGGUAGAAAAGAUUCUUAACAUGGCUUCCAUCAUGCUCAAUAAAAAAUCAGUUGCUGAUGAUAAAAGUGAAAUAUUUACGGAGGGCGCCCGCAUUGGAACUCCGGGCCAUGACUACAAGAGGUUUCACACAGAAAGAUUUCAUGUUAGUUGCAGACUCGACGAGAGGAUUAUAUACAUUCUGAGAAAGGUGAUAAAUCGCAGAAUCAAGAUAUGUCUGCACACGGACAUUACACCUGAUCCUAUUCAAACCUUGACUCUCAAACAACCGAAUCAGAAGACUAACACCGAGCAUUUGGAUGUUUUUAUCUCUCUCUGCCUUCCUUGAUCAUGUCCGGUUUCCAUCUCUCUCUUUAGGUACAGGAUUUUCAUUCUUGCACAGAAUGAGACAGAAACUUUUAACUUUAUCCUGGUAGAUCGUGAUGCUAAGAGGAUUAUUGACAAAAAUCAUUGUAUGAUUUAAGUAAACUCUUGCAAUGUAUCUUAUGUUUGUCAAAAUGCAUUCAGUCUGGUGUGAGAGAAAUCUUUCCUUUAAAGAUUAAGGAUAUCGCUUGCAAGGCAUUAACACUGAAAACACAGAUCAAACAUGACAACUUGCUUUUAAAAAGCACAAUAUUCUUUGCACCAUAUGCUUUUGUGUUCGGACUCAGCAGUUCAGCUAGCUUGGAUGGAUCAGCUACUGCGAUGACUAUUUUAAGUAAUGGUGAUGUGAGUUGUGCUGAAUAUUUUUCAAUUCCAAAAGUACAUAUGAAAUCUAUCAUAAUUAUGAUUUAGUUUUACAUCCUUCUUCCUUUGCUGAGCAAUAUGGUUAAUCUUGCACAACCUGGUGACACACCUGUGUCCGUCAAAUCUUCCAGCAAAAAAAUUAACUUGGAAGUCUGAUAACAGUGAUUUGUUUUCAUGGAGACUGGCCUGCAAUCCAUAUGUUUGGCAUCCUCAAUGAUGCAUCAACUAUUCAUUAGAUUUCUUCUUCAUUUGUUCUCAGUUAUUGUUUUUCUAUCUUUUGUUUUGUGCAUCUGAAUUCCAGUCAGUUCAUCACUCUUGAGCAUUUUUUCUUUUGACAUUUGGUUACUAUUGUUUGCACUUCGUUUGAAUUUAAAUGAAAAACUAUCAGAAGUUUGUUUUA